Messenger RNA from Acaromyces ingoldii, 2473 nucleotides. RefSeq lists its product as hypothetical. The transcript is spliced from 2 exons. Lineage: Eukaryota; Fungi; Basidiomycota; Exobasidiomycetes; Exobasidiales; Cryptobasidiaceae. The coding region runs from base 77 to 2230 and encodes 717 amino acids. Gene Ontology annotation, molecular function: phosphatidylinositol transfer activity. The record is from RefSeq and is a predicted model, not a curated record.
CACCCAAAAAAAAAAAAAAAAGAGAAAAAAAAAAGAUCGGGAGACGCAAGGCCGACGAGGACACAAUACAUAUAUCAUGUCGCUUCAGAAGGAGCCGUCCAGGACCUGGUCCCGCAACAGCGGCUCGACGACGACAAAGCGAGACUCGACAUCGGCAGCACGGCCCUCGAUGUUUUCCAAGGCGUACAACACCGUCUCCUUUCGCGGCGCAAAGGUCGGCAGCGGCGUCCGCAACUCAUUCAUCGGCGGAGGUGGUGGUGGCAAGUACGAUGCGGCCGUCGAGCCAAAAGUGCUCCACAGCUUCUCUGGCGUCUUUCCCACGCCCGUUCCGGGGUGUCGACCGAGUCCGCCAGCGCCGCUGACCGAUGAGCAGACGGCAAAGUACGAGCAGGCGCUCAAGUACUUUACCAACCUGGCCGACUACCCCGUCUCACUGCGUGUGGACGACAAGAGGAGGGAGCCGGCAUCGGAAUGGGAGAAAUGCAGGAUGCUGACGAGGGAGAGCAUCCUCCGCUAUCUGAGGGCGUCCAAGUGGGAUGUGGCCGUCGCACAGCGAAGGCUCGUCGAGACAGUAGCCUGGCGCAGAGAGUUUGGCGUUGACUCGCUCGAUGCAGAUGAAAUGGCAAAGGAGGCAAAGAGCGGCAAAGAGACUGUUCUCGGAUACGACAACAGCGCGAGGCCGCUGCACUACAUGCACCCGCAUCGAAACGAUACAAAGGAGUCGCCGAGGCAGAUGCAGUACGCCGUCUGGAUCCUCGAGGCGGCCAUCGAUCUCAUGCCUCCCGGUGUCGAGCAGCUGGCACUUCUCAUCAACUUCGAGCACCGUAGCCGAAAUCCGACAAGUAUUGCAAACGCCAAGCUGAUGCUUGACAUUCUUCAGAACCGCUACGUCGAGCGGUUAGGCGUCGCAAUGUGCAUCAACGUGCCGUGGGUCUUCAAGAUGUUCUGGAAUGCAAUCCAAGCAUUCAUCGACCCCGUGACGAAGAGCAAGUGCAAGUUCGACGAGGCCAUCAAGUCCGAGGUGCCCCUCGAGCAGCUGGCCGACGACUUUGGCGGCGAGCUCGACGCAAAGUACAACCACGAUGCCUAUUGGCCCCAGCUGGUGGAGCUUUGCCAACAGAGGAGACGGGCGAUGCUGGCACGCUUCACAAAGAACUGCAACUCCGAGAUCGGCGCAUCGGAGUGGGUUAUCCGAGGCGGCGAUGACGAGACCAGUCCCUUCAACGCAAAGGACCGCGAGGCGCUUGCGGGCCUGUUCCCAGGUAGCAAGCCUUCCAGUCCCAAUGGCGAAAAGGGCGCGAAUCCAGAUGAAGCCAGGCAGCAGGCCAUCGACUCCUCUGAGAAGCGCACGGCAGACGCCACGAGCAAUGGCAUCGCCGAUGCUACGAGCAAUGGCAACGUCGAUGAUUCGAGCAACGACGACACCCUCGCAGUGCCUCAGACGCCCAUGGAGUCGUACAAGACGCCUGCGGACUCCAUCACUUCCAACCCGCUAGACCGGACGUUCAGCAACGUCAGCGCUCAUGCAGCUCUUGCCGCUGGCGUCGCUGGCGGCACACCCCUCCAGAUUGCAGCCGCCUCGCGAGAGAGCCAGGCCGAGACCGAGGGCAAACAAGGGCAAAAGAAGAAGCCUUCGAUGGAGCAGGAGAUCAAACACCUGCGUGACAAGAUGCACGACUCAAAGGCGUGGCAGGACAUCACAAAGCCAUUCCACCCUCGAAGUUCAGGCGAGAGCAAGCGUAAGGUGUCAGGCGAGGAAAAGCGGAGGGGAUCCAAGGACAUCAACCGCCAAGCCAGCUUGGAAGCAGGCGACAAGCCAACAGUCUCUGAAGGAACGGCAGCUGGCUCGGCAGCUGCUAUCGGGGCAGGCACGGCUGCUGCUGGCUCGAUGGCUGCCGUGAACGGCAUCAAUGGGGAUCACAAAGUGCCUGACAGUGACAGGAAGCCCAUCAAAGUCCUCUUCUUUGCUGCCGCCAAAGACGCGGCAGGUGCACGCUCGGAAAGUGUAGAGGUGCCUAGCGACUCGUUCAAUCUCCUGAAGCUGGGCAACGCGCUCGUCGAGAAACGCCGCGAAACGGGAAGCAAAGGCGAUGCAGACGCGCUGGAGGGUGUUAUCAGGCGCUCCAAGUGGAGCGUAGAUCAGGCCAUGGUUGACGAGGAGGACAUCGAGAAGUUGGUGCUGAAAGGAGGAGAAGAGGUGGGCCUCAUUCCACCAGUCUCUGGCGGUUGAGAGGAGGAGGCCCACACACUUUGGAUAAGUUCGCUUCAUACGAGCCACCACUGCUCCAUCAUCAUUCUUGCAAAUAGGAUCAAAGCUACGCCAUUCCACGUACCGGUCCUUUUAAUCAUGUUUGUUCGAGAUGUUCUCCACCCUCCUUCUAGUCUAGCAAGUCCUUCUUCGCUGGCUUUGUUAACCUUCAAUCAUACACUACAUACCUCCUGUUGAACUGAGCAAUUCUGAUGUCUUUCUUUG